UCUUCAGCCAAUCAUCACUUACCUCUCUCUCUCUCUCUCUUAUUCUGGUGUUCCCUCCCUCUCUCACAGCUCACCACUGAUGUUUCUCUCAGUCUAAUCCUCUCAGUCACUUUUCCACCUGGGCGAAUUAGCCGCAGCUUUAGCCUCUAGCCUCCUGCUGUCUUUGACUUUUGGAUGACUUUUCACGCUUGGAUUUUAACUCUGACAUGUGGAUUUUGACUUUUUACCGUUUUUCUAUCUUUUCUUAGCGUAUUUUCAGAGUUUUAGUCACUUUUUAAGGCGCAGAGCUGCUGUUUUGUUAGUUAGCAUAGUGUUGGUUUGCUGAUAUUGGUCGAUUUUGGCUGAUUUUUGACGGUUAGACUCUGAGGAGGACCAACGGUUUAUUAUUUUUUUUAUUUGAAUUUAAAUCUUUCGAACACGCACGAGCUCGUGCAGCGUUCGGUUUACCCGCCAAAAACGCUCUUCAGCCAGGCAAUAUCAGGCAAUAUAUAUAUAUAUAUGUUUUUUUACACUGAAAGUUCCUUUUUGCAACAUUUAUUUAUUAAGGUAGAUACUGCAUCACUUUUGUAGCUAUUUAAUGUACAAAAUAAACACUUAAAUCUACAGUAAAUACUGUAAUUAAAGUGUACUGUAAGUACUAAUUGUAUACUGUAAAACUAACUCUUUUAUAACUUUUAAAGACUAAAAUAGAUAUAGCAUUGGUUUUGUACAUGUUUAAAAACGUCUGUUAUCUGUCAGAAAAAAAAACAAAUAAUUACUCAUAAAAGCUGACUGAAAAUAUAACUUAGUUGUUAUGAAAGCGUUAAUGCAGUUAUUAAAGUGUAAUCACAAUUGCUAAACAAUUUACAUUUACAGUUCAAAAUCAACUCCUGUUGAGAACUGUGAAGACCUGCGUAUACUAAACGAGAUACAGCAUUGAUAUUGUUGCUGUUUUUUUGUUAAAAUAUUUUGAAAAAAAUAUCUACACUAUAGUGUGGCAAAAGCAAAAAAACACUUUUAAAACUUAUCUAGCUGUUAAAGUAAUCUCUAUAACUUUUAAAGGCUAGAUUUUAAUUUUAAUGACUUUCUUCAUAUAAUUCGCUAAACUCUUUGACAGCUUUAAAUUUCCCGCCAAAAACAUUGUGGAAAAAAAAACAAUUUAAGCUAGGCUAUCCAGGCUGUUUUGCGAUGUAAACAAAACCUAGGUCUAAAGCUGACACAAGAAAUGAUUUUAUUUUAAGCUUUUGAGUAAUUUUCUAAUUUAUUUUUAUUUAACUACCCUAUCAAAGUGGACAUGUGAUAAUCGAGGGACGGUUAGCCUAGCAUGCUAACACUUUAUUAAUUUUUGACCCAUCCUAUCAUCGUUAAGGAUUCGUCCAGCUGUUUUUUAACCUCUUUCUUCAUGGCGGACAUGGCUUACAGUUUGGAGCAAGAGAUGCUGGAGAGAGGCCUUCAACCACGGCUUUGCUAUUUGACUAAAGGUGACCGUGGCUUCGGCUUCCACCUGCAUGGCGAGCGGCACCGCGGCGCUCAGUUCAUCCGCAAGAUCGAGCCCGGUUCACCCGCUGACCUGGCUGGACUUCGGUCUGGUGACCGAGUGGUGGAGGUCAAUGGGGAAAACGUAGAGAAGGAUUCACACCACCAGGUGGUUGAGAAGAUCAUGGCGGUGGAGCACCGGACCAGGCUGCUGGUGGUGGACCGAGAAACAGACGAGUUCCUGCGCUUCCACAACCUGCCCUGCACUGAAGAACUAGCAGUGGAGACGGGUUGCCUGUCCCCUCGCGCCUCCUCCCUGACCUCCUCCCCAAGAACCUCCUGCUCCUCCUCCCCUCUCGUCUCCCUCUCGCCCUCCCCACGAGACUCCAUCACGCCCCCCUUCAGCAGGGGCUGCUCGGACAAGCCCAGGAUGGCUGUCGCAACUGGCGCAAUGGACAAACUGGCGUUCAUCAUGAACGGCAACAAGACUCCGCCCAUCUCUCCAUCAGUGUUAAUCGGAUCUCCGACACGCCGCCGUGACCCCUUCACUCCUCUCCUCCUCCCCCCAUCCCCCUCUCCAUCACACACAGAGAGCGACUGCCACACCGAUCUCAGCACAACACCCACCUGCCGACAGGAGGAAGCUGUGGUAGAUGAGCAGGACGAGGUGAUGCUGGACCUGCGGCCGCGGCUGUGCUGCAUGGCGUUGGGUAACGAUGGAUACGGAUUUAAUCUGCACUGUGAUAAAUCCCGCGUGGGGCAGUUCGUCCGCUCGGUGGAUCCAGACUCGCCCGCUGACAGGGCGGGGUUACGGCCCGGAGACAGAGUGGUGGAGGUGAAUGAUCGGAGCAUCGAGGGGAUGAAGCACGCGGAGGUGGUGGCGUUUAUUCGGCAUGGGCAGGGGUGCGCCACGCUGCUGGUGGUCGACCCAGAAACAGACACUCUGUUUAAAAGACUGGGAAUCACGCCCACCACAGAACACCUUAAAGAGGACUGUGUGGACGGACCUCUCAUAGAGAGCCCAGUGUCUAACUGCCCAAUCACAGACAGUUCUGCAUCUCCUUCACCAAUCACUGAUGGCCCCCUGAGCUCUCCGCCAAUCAUCAACAUCACGCUGACAGAUCCACCAAUCACAAACGGCUCUCUGAAGCACCAGGGAAGCUCCUCCUCCCAUUCCACCAUAUCAGAUACGAGCUUGGAGCUCAGGAACCUGGACACUGCCAGCAAGAUAUUUGGAGAUUUGGACCGUCAUAAGCGCCACAGUGCCCCCGCUGGCCACCAGGAACUAAAGCCCCAGAAACCAACACUGGACCCGUUCAUAGACAGCGGUCUACGCCUGAGCCCCACUGCGGCCGAGGCCAAGCAGAAGGUCAGGGCCAAAAAAGCCAACAAGAGAGCGCCCCCUAUGGACUGGAGCAAGAAACAGGAGCUCUUCAGCAACUUCUGAAGAGCUGAGACCACAGAAACUCUUCUAAAACUCAACGUUAGAAACCUAAUUUCCAGAGAACGGACUGAACGUUUUACCCUGGAAUAGGAUUUAAGAGGAAUUAGGAAGACCAACCGCUCUUUGUAUUUUUUUUCCACAUAAAACGACCACGUCUCAGGAACAGUGUAGAGUUGCUAUGAUAAGAAGUGACACUUAUAACAUCCUGAAAGGUGAAAAGAAGAGGAAUUAUAACAAUUCCACACAGGAACCACUCCUAGAUCCCUAAUUUAGACUGAAUUACAAACAUAAACGCACCAAAAUAUGCACCAAAAAAACACGCAAGCACAUGGUCUCCUCUGAUUGGUCAGAGCUGUCUGGCACGGGAGCAAGAAAGUAAAUAUAGCGAGAAGAUUCUGUGUUCCGGCGUAGUAAAUAAAGUCGCACGUCUGAGAGCAGUGAAGGCAGCACAUACUGUGCUCAGUGUAAACAACAUGGAGCAGCAGCAGAGACAGCAUUUGUUCAUAGCUGUGGCAUUUAGUGUUAUCUGGCUCAUAUAUCAGAUUAAACUGCACCUAACUCAGCAGUUAAGCUCAAAUAAAAGGAGUAUAUUUGAUAGCUGGGUUGGAUCGAGACCGGAUCAUGUUCUCACCACAAGUGAAGCGCUCCAGGGUUCGUUUGGGAUCUGCAAUCAAGUGUGAUUACUGUUUCCACACCUGCUCAAUCGAAACGUACUAAGAGCUCAAACCCAUUAGAGUCCAUUUUAACCGAACUGCUUUAAUAGUGCUGGUGUGAAAACGCUCUUAGACUGAAAAAAGCACUUUUCUAUUGCUUAAGUUAGUUACUGUUUAUUGGUCUUAUUGCCAUAGGAGACACAAGAGCCAAAGAAAAGCCAGUGAAGAGUCAAACAGCAGGUGAGAUUUUGUGGGUUUUGGAAAGUUGUAUAAAAAGAAUGAUACAGUUGAUAAGAAGUAAAAGUAAAGUGUUCAGAAGUAAAAGUUAGUUUGUUCAGAUGGGUUCAUGUUUUUUGGAGAGCAUGACGAAUCAUUUACGUCAAAUACUGUGGUGAAAGGAGGUGAAGAAGUGAAAGAAAAGGACCGAAGCAGCAAGACCCGGGACUCUGAAUGAAGUAAAGGUUAAUAAUGAUUCCAAAUCUGAUUGAUAUUCUCAAGUAAAUGCUAUUAAAGUAUAAAGAGAUAACUUUAAUGUUUAAUAUGCUGCUUUUAAUACACAUAUAUAUGUACUAAUAUAAGCAGUGUAUAAGCUGUGUAUAUUAAUAUACACAUUAUGAAACAUGCUACUGACAGUUUAACAGCUAGAACCAAUUUUAGAAACUAAAUUCAGGAUUUUCUAUAGUUCUUUAUUUGAGUUUUUAACACCAGUCUUGGGUUUCUUUCUGGCACUAACUGUGAAACAGCGACUCCUGCAGUAUAUCACACUGGUCACACUUUAUUUUGGGAGUUUUGUACCCCAAACAGAAAAGAAAUACAUUUCAAAUAUAUUCAAAUAUAUACAGCUCUGGGAAAAAAUAAGAGAGCGCUUAAAAAUGAUGAGUUUCUUUGAUUUUACCAAAUUGAAAACCUCUGGAAUAUAAUCAAGAGGAAGAUGGAUGAUCACAAGCCAUCAAACCACCAAACUGAACUGCUUGAAUUUCUGCACCAGGAGUAAAGCAGCAUAAAGUUAUCCAAAAGCAGUGUGUAAGACUGGUGGAGGAGAACAUGAUGCCAAGAUGCAUAAAAAAAAAACUGUGAUUAAAAACAGGGUUAUUCCUGUAAAUAAAUGCUCUAAAUGACUAAAAUAUUUUUAUUUGUAAUUUGGGAGAAAUAUUCUCUGUAGUUUAUAGAAUAAAACAACAAUGUUCAUUUUACUCAAACAUAAACCUAUAAAUAACAAAAUCAGAGAAACUGAACUUUUUUUCAGAGCUGUAUUUUUUCUGGUCAUUUUAAUACAUUCAUGCAUAUAUUUAUUUUCUGUAUGGAACAGGGUGGUCUACAGAUGCUAAACUUUAAUGUAACUCAGGUUUAAAAUAAGGUUUAUAAUAUAUAUAUAUAACCAUGGUAUAUUAUAAUUACAGUCAUAUUAGUUAAUAGUUAUAAUUACAGUGAUUACAGUUUCUCUCAAAAUAAAGUAUUACCAUUAAACACAUCGUAAUAACAUCAUAGCAUAGAUAAAAACAUUAAUGAAAUGCUAAUAUUCAAAAAAAUACACUCAAUAAACAUAAGAAAUAUCAUUAAUAGCUCAGUAAAUGAUAUAAAAUGUUAUAAAACAUCACUAUGUUUUAGGAUUAGAAUGAUUUAAGCCUCUGUUAGAGCUGAAUUAUUGUUAACUCCAUCGUGCAGACUCUGUCUUUCACUUUAUUUAUGAAUAAAAGUUUUUAAAACACUAGAAAAUAUAGUUUUUGCUGUGUUUUUAUAUGCACUGCAGCUGACUGUGUGUGGUGCAACCUGAUGGUCUCUCAGGCUUUAAGGCGCAGUUCCUCCUCCAGCCACCAGAGGGUAGUGAAGUGACUCAUGCAUUUUUCUGUCCUCUUAAUUGAAAUAUAUAAAUAUAUAUGUAUUUUAAUAUGGUUAUGUUUUUUUUCCUAAUUAUAAACAUUAAAAAGAAAUAAUAAAGACUUUAUAUAUUACUAAUAAACUUGCAGAGACUACACUCCUUUAUAAUAAGCCACAGCAUGCAUAAAAAUAUGCAGUGCAAUUUGAUUUGUUCCAUUUUUGAUAGGAAGUUUAUGACUUUUUUACUUUUUAAUUAACUUUAAGUCAAAUAAAAGUUAAAUAUAUGGUUUAUCUUGCUGACAGGGACAUUUUCAACCCUCAUUUCAAUCCUCAUUUCAGCACAAUGUCAGAUAUUAAACACACGUUCUUAAGGGUAAAAAAAUAAUUUAAUUAAACUAAUUUAACCUAAUUUAAGUGUGUGAAACAAAGAAAUGUUGAAAGUUAAAAGUUAGACUGUUCAAAGCUUUAUUAGGCCAUAAACAUUCAUUUAUCAUUUUUUUUCUCCCAUAAUAUUGCAAAUGUUUUGUUAUAUACAUGUUUUUUCAUUUAUGUGUAAUAGAACAACACAAAAACUGAUUGAAAAUUGAUAUGAUUUUAAGCAAAACUCAACAAAAAUGGGUCAGACAAAAAUAUUUGGAAAAAAGAACUGAAAUCAGUCGCUUCCUAUAACCAUCAACAAGCUUUUCAUACUUCUCAAUUGGAAUUUUGGACCAUUCUUCCUUUACAAACUGCUCCAGAUCUUUAAUAUGUGAAGGGUGCUUUUCCCAACAGCCGUUUUAAAUGUCUCCACAGGUGUUCAAUGGGAUUUAUAUCCAGAUUAAUUUCUGAAUCUGGAUCUAACUCUCCAGUGUUUUCAUCUAUCUCUUGGUGCUUUUUGAAGUAUGUUUUGGGUCACUGUCCUGCUGGAAGACCCAAUACCUAAGAUACAAACCAAGAUUUCUGAUACUGUGUCCUACAUUGUGACCCUAAAUCCUUUGGUAAUCUUCAGAUUUAAUGAUGCCUUGAUACAUUCAAGGUACCCAGUGCCAGAGGCAGCAAACCAAUAACCCCAAAACAUAUUUGAAACAUCACCAUAUUUGACUGUUUCUUUGUGGGCCUCGUUCCAUUUUUCGGGAAAACAGUAGGAUGAUGUGCUUUACCAAAAAGGUAAAAGCUCUAUUGUGGUCUUAUCUUUUUUUUUUGGCUUACUCACGUACAAGUUGGCAAACUGUAGUCUAGCUUUUUUAUGUCUCUGUUAGCGAUUUUCCACCAAAAGAACCAAAAACCAGCCCAUGUUUCCACCAGUUUUAGUGGAACCAUCAAAAUGUCACAUCAUACGUCACUACCAGAGCGGAAAUGCUAGUGUACAAACAGACACGCCCACAAAUGUUGUCUCUGUUCAUGCUAAAGAACCUACUAUUCUUUGGUUCCUGCUCUAAACAAACAUUCCUGGUUCUAAAAGCUGCUUUUGUUGGUAGAAACGCAUCAACCCAGUUUAAAAUUAGGUUCACGAACCAGAACAGUGCCAGUUCCACGUUGGUGGAAAAGCCCUAUAUGUCAGCAGAGAACUUUAAAGCAGAACUCUGGUGUAAAAUGGACUUUUGUUGUAGUUGGGUUGGGUUGGGUUGGGUAGUCGAGUUUAACGCCACAUCAGCUCGUCGGCUAUUUCGCGGCAGGAAAGGUACUGUCCAAUCACAAGGUUCUACGAUCUAAGCCAUCGCAAGGCAGACAGACACAGACAGACACACAGACACAUUCACUCACACACUCACACCUAAUUUCAAUUUCAAUUUCAAUCAAGUUCCAAUUAGCCUGAACGUGCCGUCUUUGGACUGUGGGAGGAAACCGGAGAACCCGGAGGAAACCCACGCAGACACGGGGAGAACGUGCAAACUCCACACAGAAAGACCCAGGUCGCCCCAGCCGGGAAUCGAACCCAGGCCGUCUUGCUGUGAGGCGGAAGUGCUACCCACCGCGCCACCGUGCCGCCCU
Molecule: messenger RNA, 7341 nt
Organism: Astyanax mexicanus (Mexican tetra)
Lineage: Eukaryota; Metazoa; Chordata; Actinopteri; Characiformes; Acestrorhamphidae
Gene: nherf2
Product: Na(+)/H(+) exchange regulatory cofactor NHE-RF2
Exons: 7
Coding region: 1382-2902 (506 amino acids)
Biological process (GO): protein localization to plasma membrane
Cellular component (GO): apical plasma membrane
Molecular function (GO): signaling receptor binding; protein-membrane adaptor activity
Source: RefSeq, a predicted model, not a curated record